CCUGGAGGCGCCUACGAUUACACGCUUAGCAUUGUUGAACAAAACGUUAUUGUUGCGGGACGUAUUGACCAUAGUGACCGCAGCGAACCGUCGUGGCCCCGAUCGAAGUUUUUCGCGCGUUCCACCGAAGCUGAUUCGGGGACGGUAACGAGAGUAACGGUACGCCGCGUGUAUUCAGGAAUCUGAUAGCCGUGGCCGAGAAGGGCAAGAAACCGUCCAUCGCGAUCUACAACCUGAAGAAUCUGAAACACGUGCGGCAAUUGACCGUGCAUACCGAAAUCAAUGCCAAAAGUUUCAUAAAAAUCAAGUUCUCCUACAACGACGUGUUCCUGGCCGCGCUGUCCGACUACCCGGACUACAUCAUGUACUAUUUCGACUGGAACCAGUCGAAAGUCGAGAGCCACAUGCAAGUCGUCCUGGCCCCGGACACCGCGGGGCUCGUGCACGAAAUGUCGUUGAACCCGGUCAAGAAUUGGCUGUGCUGUUUCGUUGGCACCGGACUUUUCCGUCUGGUGGCCAUGGAGGAGCUGGUGUGGAAGCAGUACGGGUUUCACAAGGCGAAAAAGUUCGAUUUCACCGCGGCGUGUUGGCUGAACGGAGACAGCGUGAUGGCGGGCACCGCGGACGGCCGGCUGUUCCUGUUCGACAGCGGCGAACUGAAGGCGGUGUACGACGCGAUGGCGGUCGCGGAGUUUGACGUGGGCAUCGCGGACCCGGACCCAUUGGUGACGGCACGGAUACCGACCGGGCGGCUCGCGGCCAUCCGGCACUGCACGGCCGUCAAGAGAGGUCUGUUGUUCGUCGUGGACGGUGACCAGGUGCACUAUUACAAGCGGACGGCCGGUCACAGUUACACGAGAAGCGUCGUGUUCCGGUUACGCGGCCAGGACCACAGGGACGGAUCGCGCGCCGGGGCCAUAAUCGCUCUGUCCGUCAGCCCGAAGAACAAACGUCUGGCGUGCGUCACCGAAGACGCGAGACUCUAUUUGGCGCACACCGUCGAAACGUCCGGGUUGACCGACGUGUUCGUCGACCCGUACGGCGCGACGUUGCACGCGGGUGGCGUGUGCGGGCUGUCCGUCAGCGACCUGAUGCCGAUGUUCAUGACGUGCGGCAGGGUGGACCGAACUGUGAAGCUGUGGGACUAUCAGCAGUGCGAGCUGCUGCUAACCGAACGGUACGCGGAGGACGUGCUGGACGUGUCGCUGCACCCGUCCGGGCUGUACGCGCUGGUGGCGUUCGCGCGGUCCGUCACGUUCAACGUCGUGUCCCGCACGGACGGGCUGGUGCCGCGCCGGACGUUCGGCGCGGAAGACUGCCGCGGCACGCGGUUCAGCGGUUCCGGGCACAUGUUCGCCGUGACCGACGGCACCUCGGUGGACGUCUACUGUUCGGUCACGUUCGCCAAAUGUUUCAAGCUCAACGGCCACCAAAGCGCGUCCCUAAUUUCCGGGCUAUCUCGAAAAUUCCAGAACCGGGAUGGAUCAUCCCUUUCCCCCCUUGUCGUCAGGCCUGCGGUUACCACUUUGAUCACAGAUCUGGUGUGGGCCGCAAACGACUGGAAGCUGUACACGUGUGACGGCGACGGUGGACUGUGUCGGUUCAACUUGUACACCGACCAGCAUAUUACCGACAUGGUGUUUCGUGGUCAAAGCAUUUGCGGCCUAGCCGUGUCGGACAACCUGAAAGAAAUCUAUACGGUCGCGCAGGACAGCAGCGUCCGAGAGAUAUACGGUCGAAUGGUGAUUCGCAAUAAAGAUCUAAAUCACGGCUCGUUAAAUGGUAUAAUUUUGUUCAAAUCGAAUAAAAUGCUGUUAGUGGCAGGCCAGUAUGGUGUCAUACUGUCGUUGCCGUUGCCGUUAAAAUCUAAAAUCAACUACAAAGAGUUUUACAUUCACAACAAAACAAUAUUGAAGAUGAGACUGUCAACAGAUGACGCUUCAUUGAUCACGUGCUCUGCAGACGAUAGUAUUUGUAUAUGGAGGGUGAAGAAUUCAAAUUUCUUCCACACGAACACAACGUUUAUGGAGAACACAUUGGUCUCGUUUAACUUUUUGAAAAAUAAGAUCGAUAGAACCAAAGAAUUAGAAUUGAAAUUAGAAAAAUUGACGAAAAAGAAAGAGCGCGAUAAACUUAAACUUAUCAAAAAUCAAGAAAUGUGGUUAAAAGUUGUGCAUGACCAAUAUGCUUUGGAUAUGAAACGAAUCGAAAAUGAGAAAAAAGAAAUAUUGGCUAUGUUUCAUGCUGAUAAAGCACGUUUGGAAAACGAAAUAAGCACGCUAAAAGAAAACCACGAGCGAGAUUGGAUAACGUCGAAGGAAAAUUAUGAAAAGCAGCUUUCAUACGAAGAUGAUAAAUAUGAACAGUUGAUAAAAGACGCGUCUAAUAGCGAUGCAGAUUUCAAAAAUGAAGGAGAAAUGAUUACAACGGAACAUCAAAAAGUCAUUCAGAAGUUGACCGAUGACUUUAAUAGAGAUGUUAAAGCAAUGGAAGAUAAGUUUGAAAAAUUUAAAGGGCAAUUAAAAAAAGAAUGGGAUCAAAUGUAUUUGAAAAUGAAUGAAUACGACGACCAAGGUGAUCGGGAAAUGUUAGAGUUAAAAAUGUAUUAUGAUACAAAAUUUCGAAAAUUGUCUGCUGAAAUAAAACAAUCUCAGGUGUUCAUCAAAGAUUAUAAGAAGAAACUUAUAAAUAUUGGGAAAAAAAAUGAAGAAUUACAUUAUAUGUUAGAUAAAUUCAAAGAAGAUAUGGAAGUAUCGAAAACUGAAAAGAAAAAUUUAAUGGAGACGGUUACGGAAACAGUAGCGAAAAUAAAUAAGUACAUUCAAUUAAAAUCUGAACAAAAUGAUAUCAUUAACAGCAGGAAAUCGGAUAUGGAAAAUAUGAAAAUACUGGUAUUAAUUUUGGGAAGAAAUGAGAUCGAAUUGAGAAGUACUAUUAAUUCAUUGAAGUUAACACUAAAGGAAAAUAAAAUAAAUAUGCUGGACAUAGAAGAAGAACUGUGCUUCGUCAAAACGGAGUUUAGGGAAAUGAAAGUGGACUACAUCGCCCAGGAAGAUAAGAUAACGGUGAUCUCGAACGAAUUGGCCAGUGCGAGGGACUACCACGAAUCACAGAACGCGGUCAUCGGGUACGUGGUCUUCAACAUACAGAUCAUUUUUAAAACGUACUCGAACAACGAAGUGAAACUGAAAGAUUCCGUCCGGGAACUGCACCGCAACUUCGUGAACAUGGGUCUGACGGCGUAUCUGAACACGGACUUGACCAGGAAGAUAAUGUUUUUGGAAAAAUGUUUGGCCCGUCUGAAAAUCGAGAAAACCGCGGCCGAGCGGAAGCCCCCGUCGUAUCUGAAGUUAACCAAGGACAACAUAGUGCUGGUUGAAGAGAUCAACAAGCUGAAAAAGGAAUUGGUUUUUAGCAGGGUCAAUGUUCAGAAUCUGGAAUGCGAAGUGGCGAAGAAAAUGCGGGACAACGAUCCGAAGAAAAAGCACUAGCCGACGCGAAACGUAAUUUUUUUUAUUUCACUCGCAUAACUAUCGAAACGCAUGAGCAUUACCGUCUUGGAAUUAUUAUA
Messenger RNA from Sipha flava (yellow sugarcane aphid), 3571 nucleotides. RefSeq names its product cilia- and flagella-associated protein 57-like. Lineage: Eukaryota; Metazoa; Arthropoda; Insecta; Hemiptera; Aphididae. Gene Ontology annotation, molecular function: protein binding. Bases 363 to 3491 code for a protein of 1042 amino acids. The record is from RefSeq and is a predicted model, not a curated record. The transcript has 15 exons.